CGGUUUCGCCAAAACAUCUUCCCCUCACUGUCACAUCACAAAGUCACAUCCACACCAUCCAGACCUCGGACUUCAGACCUCGGUAGCUUGCGCAGAUGCGGGCCAAGAUCGUGUCAAUGAUGCGGGGGGAAGCCAUGGCAUGCAACCCUAUGAGGCUCUUGGCAGUUGGGGAAGACGAUUGACGACACCCCAUUUCCAAUAAAGGGGACGACAUGCCUUUCACUUUCACUUCAGGUUUGGUUACUGGUGGUGAACUUGUUCUCCUUCUGACUUCCUUCUCUUCAGGCUCUCCGUUUACCUACCCUUGACUCCAAUCAGACACGACCACAACCACCACCAUGCCUUUCCACAACGGCCUCCUCCCCCGCGAGGGCUUCAAGGGCGACACCCUCAUCUCUCUAAUCGGCAAGACCGCCUUCAACGCCAAACUCCUCCUCCCCCUCUUCCUCGCGGCAAAGUACACCAAGCGCGGCCAAGACCUUUCCAUCCUGCACCCGACAGCCUUCAAGCGCCUCAAGACCCUCCUCAUCCUCUCCCUCAUCGGCGUCGCCAACCGCUACCUGAACAGACGCGUCCUCAACAACGGCGUCUCCGAUACCUACGACUGGGCGCGCGAGAUCGUCCUCAUCACCGGCGGCGCCGGUGGCAUCGGCGGGGAGAUGGUCAAACUCUUCGCCGAGAAGGGCGUGCGCGUUGUCGUUCUCGACAUCCAGCCCUUAACCUUUAACGCCGGCCCAAACGUGCACUACUUCAAGUGCGACCUGACCAACCGAGCCAACGUCGCCUCCGUCGCCCAAGAAGUCCGCAAGAAGGUCGGCGACCCGACGGUGCUGAUAAACAACGCGGGCGUAGUCCAGGGCCGCACGGUGCUGGAGACUACGGAAAAAGACCUGCGGUUUACCUUCGACGUCAACCUUUUCGCGCACUACUACACCGCGCAGGAGUUCCUGCCGUACAUGAUCAAGCGCGACCAUGGCAUGGUGGUGACGGUGGCCAGCUUCGCCAGCUGGGUGUGCGUGCCGAACAUGGUGGAUUACGCGGCGUCCAAGGCCGCGGCGCUGUCGUUCCACCAGGGCUUGACGGCAGAAUUGAAGAGUACUUAUAAGGCGCCCAAGGUGCGGACGAUUGUGGUUAACCAGGGAUACACCAAGACGCCGCUGUUUGAGGGGUACCAGAACGAUUCGCCGUUCAUGGUGCCGCCGCUGGAGCCGGCGACGGUGGCGGAGGCGGUGGUCAGGAAGGUGUUGACGGGCGAGAGUGGACAGGUGGUGGUUCCCAAGACGGGUAACAUCAUGAGCGGGCUGGCGGCGUUCCCGCUUUGGUAUCAGACUAGGUUGAGGGCGAAGAAUGUGACGAUUAUGAGCCAGUUUAAGGGGAGGAAGGUGGUGAAGGACUUGGAUACGUUUUAUGAGGGGAGAGAGAAGGGGAUGGAGGGGAAGGAGAGGAUGGGUGGGGACGGGCCGGAGGCUAGUACGGUACUUGUUUAAGGAGGUUGAGCUUCUCGAUACUUUUCUUUGAAGAAGUGAACUAAGUUCAUGAACACAUUUCUUAAGAGCGCUAACUCAAAAGCGUGGCACAUAAUCCAAACAUACCUCCAUUCAAGGUCACAAUGAUAGUGAGUUGCCUUUCCGACUUCCAAAGUCAACAAACAUGGAAUUAUUUCAGAAUUUAAGCAUCACUACUUGAAUCCUUCUGUAUUUACUAUUUAGAGGUAGUCUCAACCAAUAGCGUCAGUCUUCAUUCAUCUGGACAAAACCC
This is a messenger RNA of Neurospora tetraspora, 1758 nucleotides long. RefSeq lists its product as uncharacterized. Gene Ontology annotation, molecular function: oxidoreductase activity, acting on the CH-OH group of donors, NAD or NADP as acceptor. Lineage: Eukaryota; Fungi; Ascomycota; Sordariomycetes; Sordariales; Sordariaceae. The transcript has a single exon. The coding region runs from base 339 to 1487 and encodes 382 amino acids. The record is from RefSeq and is a predicted model, not a curated record.